AUGGAAGAGUAAAUAAAGAGAUUAUAAAGUUUUGUUGAACAUCUCUAAAAAAAGAGUAAGAUAAACAAUUCUAAACUUGAUGUUGAAUGUUAUGAAGUUUUCUCUGAAUGUGUCUUAAUUGUAUAGAGUUAAAUAAGUGUUGAAAUUGGAAAUGUAAUGGAUAAAUUGUUUAAUCUAAUAAGAGAAAUGUUAGAAUAGGCUUAAUCUUAAAUUAAACCUCAUCCUGAACCAAAAUCAAUUCUAUUGACACCCUAACUUCCAGAUUUUAUUAAUGAACUUUAAUUAGGAAGUGUCAACAUCAUUGAUUAAUAAGGUACUCCAUAAUAUAUAAAAAAUUAUCAACAAAUACCUUGGAGUGAUUAUAAAUGUAGAGGUUAAGGAACUAGAAAUUUAAGAACUUAUUAAGAUGUAGGUACUAGUACUAUUAUUGACUAUUAUUAAAAUUGUUAGAAAGCAUCAAGUGAUAUUUUGAGGAGAGAAGAAGAAAUGAGAGAAUGGUUAGAAUUUACAAAUGAUACUAUAUCUAUGUUAAGUGAAGCUUUGGCUAAUAAAAAAUAAUUAGAUAUUGAAUUUUAAGGAAAGCCAGAAGAAUUGGAUAUAGUUAUAUCAGAUAUACAAUUUAAAAGGUUAAAUUUGGAAUAAUUAAUGAAGUCAGUGAAUUAAGACAAUAUAGGAAUUCAAAAUUAUGAUAAUACUGUAUAAUUCCUUUUAUAACACAUUCAUCAUAUAUAAUAAUAAACAGCAAUUGCUAUAAUCAAUCGAUAUAAGUAAAGAUAUUAAGAGAAAGAAAAGUAAUAAUAAAUGAUAAAUGAUAUGAAAAGUAAAAUAAAGAAAAAAGUAAAUAAUAAUAAUAAAGAAGAUUGUAGAUGUUCAUAAUAUGUAAAUGAAAUUUUGAUAUUGAAAAAUAAAUUAGAAUCAGCACAAAAUGAUAUUUCAAAAAAGGAUACUUAAUUAUUAGAACUUCAAGUAUUUAAUGAAUAAAAAGAUAAGUAAUUCAAAAUAAUGUAAGCAUAACUCUCAUAAUUAGAAGGUGAAAAAUCUGAAUUCAAAUAAAAAUUAGAUAAUAUAUAUAAGGAAUAUUCAAAAUUAAUUAAAAAGAAUAGUGAUAGAGAAAGAGGAUAUCUAUCAUCUAGCAGUAAUGAUGAAAUAAUAAUAAAUGCAAUAUCAGGUAAUCCUAGAACUACAAGUAGAGAUUAAUCUCAAUAAUAAUCAUCAAAACAAUAAAUAUAUUUAAGUCCAAAAGAUAAUUUCAAUAUUUAAAAGAAAACUUAAUAAAUGGAAAGAUUAGUUAAAUUAGUAAAUGCUUUGGAUGGGAACAAUUAAACAAGAAGAUUAACAUAAAUGUAAUUUAUAUUAGAAUAGAAGGCAAGUUCUUAAAUUCAUGAAUUAGCUGAUUUGAUAAAGGAUAUUGAAGAAAAUGAUUUAUUAUAGAAUGAUAAUAUGGACAAUAGUUAAAUAUCAAAUAAUAUUGAUCAAUUAUCAUCAAUGAGAAAUUUAGAAAUUAAAUUUAAAUAAAAUAUUCUUAGUAAGAAUUUACUCUAAACUUCAUUCGAAAUUGAAUCUAAUAAUGAUAAACCUGCUAUCAAGGUUAGUUUGCCAACUGAAUAAUCAUAACAUUAAUAAAUAAUAAACAAUAAAAAUAAUUCUACUACUAAUAGUAAUUAUAAAAGAAUUGAAUAAUAAGGAAAUAAAAUGGAUGGUCUUAAGAUAAUAAAUACUUCUCCUAAUUAAUUGACACCACAUUAUCCAUUAUCAAAAGCAAAGUCAUCUUAAAAUAUAAAUAGAUAAAAUUCUAUUAAAUUAGAUUAAAAGGAUAAAAAGGAAACUAAGGAUCAAUAUUAAUAGACAGAUUUAACAAUGAUUUCAAAUAUAUUUCAGACAGAUAAAUAAUAAAAUUUAUUAUAAGAAAUAGAAUAGAAUGAAUAAAAUGAAAAUUUGAAAUUCUAAAACUCAAAUAAUAAAAUCAAUUCAUAAUAAUAACUUACUACAAGUAGUACUUUCAAUUUCAAUUCUGCUGGAACUAUGGGAAUAGGUAAUCUUAAUUCUCCUAUGCAAUCAUCAAAUACCAAUUCAAAUCUACCAUCUCCUCGUAAUCAAUAAUCAUCUCAUUAAACAAAUAUAUUCCCCUCUCCAUCAUCUUCAAUACGUCAAAAAAAAAUGGUUGCUUUGAAACUUGAAUAAGAAUUAUACACAUCUUAAACUUAAAAUAGUCUAUAAUAAGAUCAAAAAAAUAUUUCAAAAGGAAAAUCAUUAAAAUAGAAAAUCUAUGAAUAAUAAGAGGAAAAACAUUUAAAUCAAUAGCAUAGAAGAAUGUACACUACAACAGGUACUUAAUCAUAAACUAUUUCUCCUCGUGAAUAUUAUACUCCUAGAAAUAAAACAAAAGAUGAUCUAGUUUUAAAUAAAGUUUAAUAAGAGUAAGAUGAUAAACAGAAAGAAGAAUAAUUAUUUUAUGAUUAAAUGACAAAUGAAAUGCCAGAAUAGAACGAAUAAGAUAUCAUAUAAAAGGCAAUCAAUAGAAUACCAGGAUAUGAAUUAGCUUAAGAAAUAAAUGAUAAAAUUCUCGAAACAAUGUUUGGUAAUCUUAAUAAAACUCCAGAUAUAGCAUAAAUGAUUAUUUAAUUAAGCAAGAAUGGUUAAUUAAAUUUGAAUGAAUUCAAAAGAUUUAUUAAUAGAAUGUAAACAUUUCAUAAAAGAUGUGGUAGAGAUUGUAAUCAUUUGAUGAGGUAUAUAAUUUAUUUGUAAAUAUUUAGAUUUUAUUUGAGACUAGGUUUCGUGUCUAUGAAGUACCUAAAUAAGAGAAGGUUGUUAAAAUUGAGCAAGCCGACGGUUCUCCCUGGUUUCAAAUGA
Paramecium primaurelia is the source of this 2850-nucleotide messenger RNA. Lineage: Eukaryota; Ciliophora; Oligohymenophorea; Peniculida; Parameciidae. The record is from the annotation of a GenBank genome assembly.